Rubroshorea leprosula is the source of this 1575-nucleotide messenger RNA. NCBI's taxonomy places the organism in Eukaryota, Viridiplantae, Streptophyta, Magnoliopsida, Malvales, Dipterocarpaceae. The record is from the annotation of a GenBank genome assembly.
CAAUAUUUUUUAUUUUACAGCCUGCACUGCAGAACCAGUUUUCUAUUUAUUCCGCCAAAUUAAUCUCUCCAUUCCUUGAGUUUCUCCAUUUCUGUCAUUGAGUAGUUUUUUGUAACUACCAUACUUCCUUUCCACCGUCAAUGGCGCCCCUUUUCUUGUUCAGCUUUUUGGCUCUGCUAAUCUCACCGGCGGUCUCCCUCACCUGCAACUCCCAAAAUUUCACCAAAAACCGCCUCUACUCCAAAUGCCUCGACCUCCCUACUCUCUCCUCCUACCUUCACUUCACCUAUAAUUCCUCCAAUUCCACCCUUUCCGUCGCCUUUGUUGCGAAGCCGUCUCAAUCAGACGGCUGGAUCUCGUGGGCCAUCAAUCCGACGGGAACCGGGAUGCUCGGGUCGCAGGCUCUCGUUGCCUACAAGAAAUCCGGUGGUGCGAUGGUUAAGACCUAUAAUAUUAGUUCGUACGGUCCGAUUUUGGAGGGGAAUUUGUCAUUUGAGGUCUGGGACAAUACCGCGGAGAGUGGGUCGGAUGGAACUCUAACGAUCUUCGCGAAGAUCAAGGUACCGGCGGAUUUGGCGGCUAAAGGAGCAAUCAAUCAGGUCUGGCAGGUCGGGCCCGGGUUAGGGACAAACGGUGGGUUGGUGCCGCACGCUACUGCCCCUGCGAAUUUGGCAGCAAAGGGAACCUUAGAUUUGAAAAGCGGACAGAGUGCUAGUGUGGGUGGAGACAGCAGGACCAAGAAAAAAAAUAUUCAUGGAAUACUGAAUGUUGUUAGUUGGGGAAUUUUGUUUCCUGUGGGAGUCAUUAUUGCUCGGUAUUUGAGGACUUUCGAGUCUGCAGAUCCAGCAUGGUUCUAUCUUCAUGUUUUCUGUCAAUUAUCAGCCUAUGUCAUUGGUGUUGCUGGCUGGGGAACUGGUAUGAAGCUUGGAGCUGAAUCUAAGGGAGUCCAAUACAGAGGUCAUCGCAACAUUGGGAUUGCCCUUUUCUCUCUUGCAACCGUGCAGAUUUUUGCGUUGUUGUUGAGACCGAACAAGGACCACAAGUAUCGAUUUUACUGGAACAUUUAUCAUCAUGGCCUUGGAUACAGCAUAAUCAUUCUCGGCAUCAUCAAUGUGUUCAAGGGUUUUAAUAUCUUGCUCCCCGGGGAACACUGGAAAACAGCUUACAUCAUUUUGAUUGCUGUCUUGGGUGGCAUUGCUGUGUUGUUGGAAGCACUUACCUGGAUUGUAGUUUUGAAGAGAAAAUCCAGCAAGUCCACCAAGCCUUAUGAUGGAUACAACAAUGGCCAGGGUAGAGCAUAGACAGCUGCUGCACGCAAUAUGAUCAUACUCAACAUGCUUGAGAUCCUAUGGCGUCUUCUGAUUUUGUACCAUCCUUUGUCUUCUCUACUCGUUUCAAAGAUUUCUGAGGGUUGUUUAUAUUGGAUCACUUCUUCCAAGAUAAAGACAGUACUUCAUCUUGUAUGAUGGUUUGAUCUCACCUGUUAGAUAGUUCAUAGAAGCUGAUUUUUCGGUUGUUUAGAUUAUGGUUCUUUGCAGUUAGGAUCUUUGAAAGAAAUAGACUUUUUCUUUGUAC